AUGAGUCACAAGAAACAAGCAGUUGUUUCACCUUCAGAUGAUCUUAAUAAUCUUUUAAAUGAUACUACUAUUUCGCAAAGUACAAGCACUAAAAGAGGUCACAAAAAGAAGCAACAAGAAGAAAUAGAUAUGCCUUUACCCCUAAAUAACUAUGACAAUAAUACACAAAGUAAAAAUAAAAGGAGGCACAAAAAAAAGCAUAAAAUGGUUGCAUCUCAAACAUCACAAAUAAUCACUGAACUUUUAAAAGAUGGUAAUUCUAAGAAGAGUAUGUUUGAGGAGUUGGUGCUGAAAAUCUUCAAGUGUGAACUUAAUUCUGCUGAAGGCAUCGAAUCUGUGACAGGCCUCUUGCAAAAAGAAGAAAUUAUUAUUUUUGUAAACGAGUCUGCAACUGAAAAGGUGCUAGGUCGGUGGUUAAAUGCAACUAAUAUGGAUGAAUUAAAGGCACAAAAUUCUAUAUACCAUUUAUAUAAAUUGAUCUAG
Molecule: messenger RNA, 483 nt
Organism: Racocetra persica
Lineage: Eukaryota; Fungi; Glomeromycota; Glomeromycetes; Diversisporales; Gigasporaceae
Source: the annotation of a GenBank genome assembly